Molecule: messenger RNA, 951 nt
Organism: Notechis scutatus (mainland tiger snake)
Lineage: Eukaryota; Metazoa; Chordata; Lepidosauria; Squamata; Elapidae
Product: olfactory receptor 14A16-like
Biological process (GO): G protein-coupled receptor signaling pathway
Cellular component (GO): membrane
Molecular function (GO): olfactory receptor activity; G protein-coupled receptor activity
Source: RefSeq, a predicted model, not a curated record
AUGAUUGAAAGAGUCAGAACAGGCAACCAAUCUUCCGUGAGAGAAUUCCUUCUAAUGGGAUUUUCUGAUGAUCAUGUUACUCAAUAUUUGCAUUUUGUCAUGUUUCUCUUCAUUUAUUUAGCAGCCCUGGCUGGGAAUUUACUCAUAAUUAUUGUUGUGAUUCUAAACCAUCAGCUUCAUACCCCCAUGUAUUUCUUUUUGGUCAACCUGUCCCUAACUGAUAUUUGUUAUAUCACAACCACAGUCCCUAAAUCAAUGGCAGUUUCACUGACAGAUAACAAAAUAAUUACUUUUCCUGGAUGUAUUGCUCAGGUUUUUUUAGUUAUUACUAGUGCAUGUUCUGAGAUCUUCUUGCUUACCAUCAUGGCUUAUGACCGUUAUAUAGCUAUCUGCCAUCCUCUGCAAUAUAGUCUCAUGCUAAACUGGGACAUCUUCAAUCAAAUGACAGUUACUUCCUGGGUCAGCUCCCUGCUCUAUUCAUUGCUACAAACAGUCAUCACUUUCCAAUUAAACUUCUGUGGGCCAAACACAAUUGGGCAAUUUUUCUGUGAUAUUCCACAGUUGCAAAAGAUUUCUUGCACAGAUAUAAAAGUUAAUCAAAUUUUGAUUUGGAUAUUUGGAUUAAUUGUGGGUUCCUUUUGCGUGGGAUUCAUUUUUGCUUCUUAUGGCUACAUAAUCUCUGCUGUGCUGAAGAUUCCAUCAGUUGAAGGCAGACACAAAGCCUUCUCGACUUGCAGUCCACACUUGACAGUUUUUUCUUUAUUCAUGUCUACAGCUUUCUUUUCAUACCUGAGGCCAAAAUCUCUUUCCUUUCCCAUUAUAGACUUGCUUUCUGCUGUUGCUUAUACUGUUUUGCCUCCCAUUCUGAAUCCCCUCAUUUAUUGCCUCCGAAACAAGGACAUUCAAGGAGCUGUGUGGAAAAUAUCAUCAAAAAUCAAACGAACUUUUUAG